Penaeus chinensis is the source of this 780-nucleotide messenger RNA. RefSeq lists its product as uncharacterized. The record is from RefSeq and is a predicted model, not a curated record. NCBI's taxonomy places the organism in Eukaryota, Metazoa, Arthropoda, Malacostraca, Decapoda, Penaeidae. Bases 284 to 676 code for a protein of 130 amino acids. The transcript is spliced from 2 exons.
AGAGGCACUUUAGGUGAAAUCUAAGUUAUACAUAUCUUAGACAUACACAAUAACAAACAUAGAUAAAUAGCAAGGUAAAUAAACACAAGAUAGAUAUAGUAACGUAUGAAUGAAACCGGUUUUUUACUCCGCGACAUCCGGUUCGCUUCCCCACAACACCUUCUGAGAACCUUCCUUUCUCGAGCCAUAUAUAAAACCGCCACACCAGCUUCCCGUAUCAGUCAGCCUCCAAGCUCUCUCUCGCACACUAAGGUCGCCCAUCACAUCGUCCUGACACAGCAACAUGGCCGCCAACGCUAUCGCCCCCAUCGUCUACCAGCUGCAGGAAGGUCUUCGCAACGUCGACCUGAGGAGCUUCGUCAACUCCUUCGACCUGAAGGGCUUGGUCAACAAGCUGGACUUCCAGACGGUAGGCCUGGUGGCGCUGGUGGCUGUGGCCGCCGUGUUCCUGUUGGACCUGUUCACCAAGAGCUACGCCCCCUUCGGCAGGAGUCUGGUGUCCUCCGCCGCCCACGCCUGGGAUUACGCUGACCAGUGGGGCCUCAGCGAAAGUGUCCGUGGAAGCCGUUCCCUGGAGCCCGUGACGAAGGUGCUGGACGCCCUAGCGGAGGGGGUGAAACAGUGGGAGGCGCAGGAAGAGGGCCUCGUCAGGCAUCGCGCCUCUGAGCUUCAUUGAAAAUGGAUACUGUACAGAUGACAGCAAUCAUGACGCUGUGAAAAAAUAAGUACAAAGUGUGCUUGCAGGCAAGCAAUUGACUUUCCACAUCAGCAAUUCUUAUC